Molecule: messenger RNA, 2520 nt
Organism: Aspergillus alliaceus
Lineage: Eukaryota; Fungi; Ascomycota; Eurotiomycetes; Eurotiales; Aspergillaceae
Gene: aguA
Product: alpha-glucuronidase
Exons: 1
Coding region: 1-2520 (839 amino acids)
Biological process (GO): xylan catabolic process
Cellular component (GO): extracellular region
Molecular function (GO): alpha-glucuronidase activity
Source: RefSeq, a predicted model, not a curated record
AUGUGCUGGUCAAUCCUAACCGCCUUCCUUGGGCUCAUAUCUUUCGCGACAGCGGAAAACGGGUUCAAUGGAUGGCUGCGAUAUGCGCCUGUCCAUUGCGACAAACGGUGCCAGCGGGCGUUACCGUCGAGUAUCGUUACAUUGAAUAGCACCGGGACGAGCCCUUUAGCCACCGCUGCCCAGGAGCUCCAAACUGGACUGGAGAACAUUAUUGGCAAGCACUUGCCUAUCAAACAUGCUAGCUGUGGCCGUCGUGGAUCAAUCUUGGUAGCUACGCUCGACCAACACAGUCGGGUCUGUAACAGAAGCGCUGAUGUUCCUGCUCUUAGCGGUGAUGGAUUUUGGUUGAGAGCAUAUGGCGACACUGUUCAAAUCCUAGGAAAAAACGAGAAAGGCGCCUUAUAUGGGGCGUUUGAGUAUCUCUCACUGCUUGCACAGGCGAACUUCACCCACGUUGACUAUUCAACCAGCCCGCACGCACCAGUUAGAUGGGUAAACCAGUGGGAUAAUAUGGACGGAAGCAUUGAGCGUGGUUAUGCGGGACCGUCCUUAUUCUUUAGGGAGGGUCGUAUUGUCGAGGACCUGUCGCGGGUCAAGCAAUAUGCGCGCCUUCUAGCGUCUAUCCGGAUCAACGGCAUUGUCGUGAACAACGUCAAUGCUAAUGCAACCCUCCUGACGGCGCAAAACAUGGAUGGCUUGGCUCGCAUAGCGGAUGUUUUCCGCCCCUAUGGCAUUAAAAUCGGCGUAUCUCUCAACUUUGCCUCACCAGUUACCUUGGGAGGCUUAGGAACUUACGAUCCGCUUGACCCGUCCGUCGCUGCUUGGUGGGCUAACGUUACCGAUGAGCUAUAUCAGCGCAUUCCGGACAUGGCAGGAUAUUUGGUGAAAGCGAGCUCUGAGGGACAACCUGGUCCUGACACUUACAAUCGCACAUUAGCUGAGGGAGCCAACGUCUUUGCCAAAGCUCUACAGCCCCACGGCGGGAUUCUUAUGUUUCGUACCUUUGUCUAUGACCAUCAUAUCAACGAGUCGAUCUGGACAAAUGACCGGGCUAAUGCACAAGUGGACUUCUUCAAGAAGCUGGAUGGCCAAUUUGAGGAAAACGUGAUUUUACAGAUUAAAUUUGGGCCCAUUGACUUCCAAGUCCGCGAGCCGGUGUCUCCGCUGUUCGCUAAUCUCUACCAGACCAACAUGGCGAUUGAGCUGCAGGUUACCCAGGAAUACUUAGGCCAACAGGAUCACCUUGUAUAUCUGUCCCUAUUGUGGAAAGAGAUUCUGGACUUUGACCUCCGGGUCGACCAUCAACCGUCACUAGUUCGCGACAUCAUCUCCGGACAACGGUUCGAUCGCCGGCUAGGAGGAUGGGCAGCGGUAGUAAAUGCUGGGACGAACACAACGUGGUUGGGCAGUCAUUUAGCCAUGUCAAAUUUGUAUGCCUACGGUCGUCUCGCAUGGUGCCCCACGGAUGGCUCGCAAGAGAUCCUGCAGGACUGGAUUCGCCUUACAUUUGGACGAGACCAGCAUGUGUUGGACACCAUCACCGAUAUGUCUAUGAAGUCGUGGCCCGCAUAUGAGAACUACACGGGGAACUUAGGGAUCCAGACGUUAACCGAUAUUCUCUACACGCACUACGGCCCCAAUCCCGCGUCGCAGGACAACAACGGUUGGGGACAAUGGACACGGGCUGACCACGAUACUAUCGGCAUGGACCGCACCGUUAAGAAUGGCACAGGGAAUGCCGGCCAAUAUCCAGCUGAAAUAGCCCAAGUAUACGAGGAUAUCGACAGCACGCCGGAUAGUUUGCUACUCUGGUUUCAUCACGUUCCCUACACACACCGUCUGCACUCGGGAAAAACCGUCAUCCAACAUUUUUACGAUGCACACUACAGUGGAGCGGAGACAGCGCAUCAUUUCUUAUCCCAGUGGGAGUCUCUUGGAGGACAAAUUGACCAGCAACGCUUCAACGAAGUAAAGUCUCGCUUGACCUACCAGGCUGGUCAUUCUCUCGUGUGGCGUGAUGCCAUCAACAACUUCUACUGGAACCUGUCUGGAAUUUCAGACGAGAACGGACGUGUCGGCCAUCAUCCAUGGCGUGUGGAGGCAGAGUCUAUGGCCCUGGACGGCUACGAGCCGUAUGCGGUGAGCCCUUUCGAGGCUGCGUCUGGUUAUGGAGCAAUUGUCACCGCGUCAAAUUCCACCAUAGGGACAGCCCAGACAACACUUGAAUUCCCCUCGGGGACAUAUGACCUCGGUGUCAACUACUAUGACAUGUAUGGUGGAAAGUCCGAGUGGGCGGUCUAUCUUAACGACCGCCUCGUGGGGAAAUGGGAAGGGAAUAGUGAGGAUACCCUGGGACAUACGCCUUCUAUCUAUAUAGAUGGCCAUUCUGCCACCCGUAUCACCUUUCGGGACGUGUAUAUCCAGCAAGGCGACCAGUUAAAGAUUACAGGUGUGCCGGAUGGGGUUGAGCCUGCUCCUUUGGACUAUGUGGUGCUGCUCCCACCAAGCGUUGUGGAUUGA